AUGUUUUCGCGACUCCAUCAGUCUGAGCGACGUCCGAACGCUUCUCAGAGACCAAACUCUGCACGCCACCUCCUUCUCCUCUUCACCCACACCGAGAUGAACGAGGAGGCAGAGGAGUCACAGCUGCCCGAUCAGGAGCAGGAGCAGCAGCAGGAGGAAGUGCAGCAACAGGAGGGAGAACAGCAGCAGGAGGAGGAGGUGCAGCAGCCAGAGAUGCAACAGGCGGGAAACCAAGAGGAGGAGGAGCAGGAACAGGAGAACAGACAGUCUGAGGAGGUGCAGCAGGAGGAUUUUCAGCAACAGGAGGAGGAGCAGGUGGAGACUGAGGAGAUGCAAGAGGAGCGGGAAGAGGUGCAGCAGACUGAGGAAGGGCAACAGCAGGUGGAGGUACAAAUUGAGGGGCCCCAGCAGACUGAGGAGGUGCAGCAGGAGGAGGAGAUGCAACAAAAGCAGGACGAGGUGCAGCAGAGUGAGGUGGUAAGGCAGGAGGAGGUGCAGCAGGUUGAGGAGCUGCAGCAGACUGAGGAGGAGGAGGAGCAGCAGCAGGAGGAGCAGGAGGAGGUGCAGACUGAGGAAAUGUCAUGGACUGAGGAACAGCAGACAGAGGUGCAGCAGCAGACUGAACAGGAGCAGGAGUCUGAGGAGGAGCAGCACACCGAGGAGGUGCAGGACUUUGUGGAUGCUCUGGAGCAGAACCACAACAACCAGGUCCUGAUUCGACUGAGAGGAAUGCAGAAAUAUAAAAGUACAUCGCAGAGGCUGAAGGGGGUCCUGGAGCAGAUGGACCGUGGCGUUGUGGACCUGCAGGAACUCCGCAGGAACCUGGAACUCGCUGCUGCCAUGUUGGAUGCUGUUUACACUGAUGAGACCAGGUGGGAUGGAUGGAUGCGUCUGUUGGACACCGAGGACGAGCUCAGCGACUUGCAGGCAGAAUCGGUGCCGAGUGAAGUACGUGAUUGGCUGGCGUGUACUUUCAGCAGGAAGAUGGGCGUGGCCAAGCGUCGCCCUGAGGAGAAGCCGAGAUUCAGGAGCAUUGUCCAUGCAGUGCAAGCUGGCAUCUUUGUAGAGAGGAUGUACAGACGGACAUCCAACAUGGCUGGUCUGACCUAUCCUCCCACAGCGUUGACAGCUCUGAAGGAAGUGGAUCAGUGGUCGUUUGAUGUGUUUUCUUUCCAUGUGGCCACUGGAGACCACGCCCUCAAGUUCCUGGUCUACGACCUGCUGACCCGCUAUGACCUCGUCAACAGGUUCAGGAUCCCAGUGCAGGCUCUGGUGCAGUUUGUUGAAGCUCUGGAGAACGGCUACAGCAAACACAGGAACCCCUACCACAACCUGAUCCAUGCCGCUGAUGUCACUCAGACCGCCCAUUUCCUGAUGCUGCACACUGGACUAAUGCACUGGCUCAGCGAGCUGGAGAUUCUUGCGAUGGUUUUUGCUGCAGCGAUUCACGACUUCGAACACACGGGAACAACCAACAACUUCCACAUCCACACCAGGUCAGAGGUAGCCAUUCUGUACAACGACAGGUCGGUGCUGGAAAACCAUCACGUCAGUGCUGCUUACAGGCUGAUGGCAGAGGAGGACAUGAACAUCCUGGUCAACCUGAACAAGGACGACUGGAGGGAGCUGAGGUCUCUGGUGAUAGAAAUGGUGAUGUCCACAGACAUGUCCUGUCACUUCCAGCAGAUCAAGACCAUGAGGAACGCCCUGACGCAGACACACAGCAUAGACAAAGUGAAGGUUUUGUCUCUGAUGCUUCACGCUGCAGACAUCAGUCAUCCAGCCAAAACCUGGCCGCUGCACUACCGCUGGACUCACAGUCUGAUGGAGGAGUUCUUUAGACAGGGAGACAAAGAGGUGGAACUCGGCCUUCCUUUUUCUCCUCUCUGUGACCGCAAAGCUACCAUGAUCGCCCAAUCACAGAUAGGUUUCAUAGACUUCAUCGUGGAGCCGACCUUCAGUGUUCUGAUCGACACAACAGAGAAGGUGAUUGGUCCUCUGAUAGAAGAGGACAGGAAGGCCAGAGAGACCGGAAACAGGAGGUCCAGUUUAACAGGAAGUGGCUCCGUUACCGUAGAGUCAGUGCAGAGACACAGUAGUGGACGCCAUGGAAACAGUGAUGAUGGACAGAUGGACUUUUCUCUGACCGCUAUCGACCUGCCAGCUCUAAGGCUCCACCUAUCGGGCGUCAUCGUCAGCAACAAGGACCGCUGGAAAGAGCUGUCUGUUCACGAACUGGCCAAUAAGGAGCAAGAGGAACAAGAGGGGGUGGAGUCCAGCAUGAACUCAGAUGUCCAGUCACACGCCUCACCCAACCACAGUGUCCCUGAUGGACACAACUCUGACCAAUCACAGAACUCAGACGGCUCCCCACCUGAUCAGACACACAACGACAAGUCACCUGACCAAAUGCCUGCAGAUCACCUGACCUGGAAUGGGGCAGGGCCAGGCGAGGAGAAGGAGAAGGACGACGACGAAGUGCCUGAAAACGCCUGAUGACGCUCCGCGGCAGACUCAC
Molecule: messenger RNA, 2518 nt
Organism: Toxotes jaculatrix (banded archerfish)
Lineage: Eukaryota; Metazoa; Chordata; Actinopteri; Toxotidae
Gene: pde1a
Product: phosphodiesterase 1A, calmodulin-dependent
Exons: 20
Coding region: 1-2496 (831 amino acids)
Biological process (GO): signal transduction
Molecular function (GO): 3',5'-cyclic-nucleotide phosphodiesterase activity
Source: RefSeq, a predicted model, not a curated record